Molecule: messenger RNA, 1233 nt
Organism: Annulohypoxylon maeteangense
Lineage: Eukaryota; Fungi; Ascomycota; Sordariomycetes; Xylariales; Hypoxylaceae
Exons: 4
Coding region: 1-1233 (410 amino acids)
Source: RefSeq, a predicted model, not a curated record
AUGGAGACCCCAAACCAACGUGAACUAAUUAUCGGCAUUGAUUUCGGUAGCACCUAUACAGGCAUUGGAUGGAGUGUACUCGAAAACGAGCAUAUAUUCACAGUUCAGGAAUGGCCAACACGUGGUGAGAGCGAAGGAUCGAUGAUUUCCCCUAAAGUACCCACGAGGCUGAGGUAUCUGGACGGCGGUGAAUUCGAAUGGGGCUAUCAGAUUCCUAAUGACGCUCUGCCAUGGGAAAUUAUGUCGCUAUUUAAGAGGGGACUUGAACCUGGAUCUCUCGUCUUUAGGGAUGUCGACCAGAAUAUUACUGACUACCUCUCGCGAAUCUUUGCAUCCUUUAUAAAGGCUGUGCCAAUACAUAUAGGUAUCGACAUCUACAGUGGAAGGGCUGUAUGUUUUGCUUUGACUGUGCCGACGAUCUGGAGCGAACAAAGGAAACAAAGAAUUAUUCAGGCAUUCGAGAGGAUUCCGAACCUUCCACGAGGUCAUUCAACCACUCUUCUCUCGGAGUCCGAGGCGGCUGCCACUGCCGCUCUUCGAGAUCUCGCUCAGAAUGACUUAGGCGUCAAUGACUCUUUUGUACUUGUCGAUGCUGGCGGUGAUACCGUAGACCUUAUUACAUAUACCAUCACUUCCCUCACCCCUACACUCGAGAUUGCCGAGACGACUGAGGGGACCAGUGACUUCUGCGGCUCAUCACGACUAAAUGACCGAUUUAUUAACUUCCUUGCAUCGGGAUUUCAUAAUGAAGAACACUGGGACGAUCACGUAUUACGCGAAGCUGUCGAAUGCUUUGACAAGAAGAUAAAACGUAUGUUCGAUAUGAGCUCCCUAGCGCUGAACAGAGAAUAUAUCGUACCUGUUCGCGGAUUGAACGUCAAUCCAGGCCUGGGAGUACAUAAUCCGGGUCGUCUGUCGCUCAUGGCCGACCAAAUACACCUAAUCUUCGAACCCGACAUAAUAAGAAUCAUUCAGCUAGUCAAAGAUCAAAUAGCUAUGGCCGCUGUACCUAUUAAGAAGAUUAUCUUGGUUGGCGGCUACGGCUCGUCUAUGUACCUCAGAGAGAGACUGCAAAUUGCAAUUCGGGAGGACUCAUCUAUCACGAAUGAUAUCGAAAUUCUACAGCCUCCAAACGGAUGGGUCUCAGUUGUCAGGGGUGCAAUAAUGAAAGAAAUAUCCCUGGCCAAGUCCUCUUCCUCGGAUAUCGAAACCUAUCCCGUUGAGUCCUUCUGA